GGCGCAGAGGCCUGCGGGAAGCCAAAAUGGCGCAUAGGGGUUCUCUAGGGCGCAGUUGGCACUUUAUCAGUAUCUAAGCGGAGUGUUUUGGAAGGAGUUAAGGGGCUGUGGCAAACGCCCUCUCCGCCGUCAUGGCCCGGCAUCGGAAUGUUCGAGGCUAUAACUACGAUGAAGAUUUUGAAGAUGAUGAUCUCUAUGGCCAGUCUGUAGAGGAUGAUUAUUGUAUUUCGCCAUCAACAGCUGCUCAGUUUAUUUAUUCACGGCGUGACAAACCUUCCGUUGAGCCUGUAGAAGGAUAUGAUUAUGAAGAUCUGAAAGAAUCUUCCAAUUCUGUUUCGAACCAUCAGCUCAGUGGAUUUGAUCAAGCUCGUCUUUAUUCGUGCCUUGAUCACAUGAGAGAGGUACUUGGAGAUGCUGUGCCAGAUGAAAUAUUAAUUGAAGCAGUUCUGAAGAACAAGUUUGAUGUGCAGAAGGCUUUGUCAGGGGUUCUGGAACAAGAUAGAGUGCAGAAUUUGAAGGACAAGAAUGAGGGAACAGUAUCUACAAGAAAGAUAGCGAAAGAUGAACUUCAACAUCAACUUGGCAUUUUCCCCCCCAAAAUAGUCCCAGUGGACUUGUUCUACCAGAUCAUUCUUAAUUUGUUAUGUACUCUUGAAACUUAUCUGCAUGACACUUAAGCAAAUAAAAAACACUGAGUUCAAGCCAAGGAAAACCAGUAGAUUCCCAGAUAUCGCGAAGUGAAUCUGAAAUUGUGCCAAAAGUUGCUAAAAUGACUGUAUCUGGAAAGAAGCAAACUAUGGGAUUUGAAGUGCCUGGAGUAUCUUCUGAAGAAAAUGGUCAUAGUUUCCACACACCUCAAAAAGAACGGCCCAUUGAAGAUGCCAUUGCUUCUUCUGAUGUUCUUGAGACUGCUUCUAAAUCUGCUAAUCCACCCCACACGAUUCAAGCAUCAGAAGAGCAGAGUUCAACCCCAGCACCGGUGAAAAAGUCUGGCAAGCUGAGGCAGCAAUUAGAUGUGAAGGCGGAACUGGAGAAGCGGCAAGGAGGGAAGCAGCUCCUCAACUUGGUGGUCAUUGGUCAUGUUGAUGCUGGGAAAAGUACUCUGAUGGGCCAUAUGCUUUAUCUUCUGGGUAAUAUAAACAAAAGAACUAUGCAUAAGUAUGAACAGGAGUCUAAAAAGGCUGGCAAAGCUUCGUUUGCAUAUGCAUGGGUCUUGGAUGAAACUGGCGAAGAAAGGGAAAGGGGAGUAACCAUGGAUGUUGGUAUGACAAAGUUUGAAACCACAACCAAAGUUAUUACAUUAAUGGAUGCUCCAGGCCAUAAGGACUUCAUUCCAAAUAUGAUUACAGGAGCAGCCCAGGCGGAUGUAGCUGUUUUAGUUGUAGAUGCCAGCAGGGGAGAGUUUGAAGCUGGAUUUGAGACUGGAGGACAAACACGAGAGCAUGGACUCUUGGUCCGUUCUCUGGGAGUGACGCAGCUUGCUGUUGCAGUUAAUAAAAUGGAUCAGGUUAAUUGGCAACAAGAAAGAUUUCAAGAGAUUACUGGAAAACUUGGGCACUUUCUUAAGCAAGCAGGUUUUAAGGAGAGUGAUGUAGCUUUUAUUCCUACAAGUGGUCUCAGUGGUGAAAAUCUAAUCACAAGAUCUCAGUCAAGUGAACUCACAAAAUGGUAUAAAGGACUAUGUUUAUUAGAACAAAUUGAUUCCUUUAAGCCUCCCCAGCGAUCUAUUGACAAGCCUUUUAGAUUAUGUGUGUCUGAUGUUUUCAAAGAUCAAGGAUCUGGAUUUUGCAUAACUGGUAAAAUUGAAGCUGGUUAUAUACAAACUGGUGACCGACUACAAGCAAUGCCUCCUAAUGAAACUUGUACCGUAAAAGGAAUCACUCUGCAUGAUGAACCUGUUGAUUGGGCAGCAGCAGGCGAUCAUGUUAGUCUUACUUUGGUUGGGAUGGAUAUCAUCAAAAUCAAUGUUGGCUGUGUGUUUUGUGGCCCCAAAGAACCCAUUAAAGCUUGCACUCGCUUCAGAGCCCGAAUCCUCAUCUUUAAUAUUGAAAUUCCUAUCACUAAAGGAUUUCCUGUGCUGUUACACUACCAAACUGUCAGUGAACCCGCCGUUAUUAAACGAUUGAUUAGUGUCUUAAACAAAAGCACGGGUGAAGUCACAAAGAAAAAGCCUAAGUUUUUGACUAAAGGCCAGAAUGCAUUGGUAGAGCUGCAGACACAAAGACCAAUAGCUCUUGAGCUAUAUAAAGACUUUAAAGAGCUGGGGAGGUUCAUGCUACGUUAUGGUGGUUCUACAAUAGCUGCUGGUGUUGUCACUGAGAUAAAAGAAUGAUGGGUCAGAAUUUCUGCCGUGUUUCCGGAUACAGUGAAAUAGCUAACCUCUGUUUCAAAGAAUCCAGUCAUUAAGUCAAAGGAACAAUGUGCAAUUGGUAUUUUUUUUAGAUGAGAGGAAAAAUUAAAGCUAAAAUUAGCUGCAAAGAAGUAUUAAUAAUCACCUCUGCAAAAAUUAUAAGUUCCCAACUGGCAAAGAAAGGCUCAUGUUAAAAACAACUUUCCCUUUGAAAUGUUAGUAAAUGGAUUUACUUCGCUGAGAUUUAUGGCAAGUGUCAAAAAUAGUAUCCGAAGAUACUGAAUCAUCAUGAAAUGAACUCUACUUCUGGCCAAAGCACAAUGUAUUUGCAGUUUUCUCUUUUGAUUCAAUUAUACUUCACAUGUUUUAAGGAAAAGUAACUUAAUUGGGUUUUUCAGGCAGUUGAUAUUUGACCUAAGCUUUUUUGUUUGUUUGUUUGUUUGUUUUCCUCCAGUUAACGCUAAGAAAAGAUUUGGGGAAGGUUAUAAUAAAGGUAUUUUGUGGUGACCAUAAGAAUGUCCCUCCCCAAACAAGUAAACUUGUGAAAGUUUAAUUUGGAAUUAGUGGAAGCUGUUCCUUUGAAAGCCAAGAUAUUAUUUAAGUUGUAAAGCCACCUAAUAAAAUGCCUUAGUUUGAGCAUAAUACAAA
Rhinopithecus roxellana (golden snub-nosed monkey) is the source of this 2998-nucleotide messenger RNA. RefSeq names its product HBS1 like translational GTPase (gene HBS1L). The transcript has 19 exons. The record is from RefSeq and is a predicted model, not a curated record. NCBI's taxonomy places the organism in Eukaryota, Metazoa, Chordata, Mammalia, Primates, Cercopithecidae. Gene Ontology annotation, biological process: translation. Bases 770 to 2332 code for a protein of 520 amino acids. Gene Ontology annotation, molecular function: GTP binding; GTPase activity.